GAGGAAGAGGCUCCGGAGCGGGGAGAGGGGUCCCGGCCACCACCCCCACCCCCGUUACUCUCCCGGGUCUGUAGUGAGGGGCCGGUACGAGUGGGUGGUCCUGGGUCCCGAGUUCUCCUGCCAGGGUGUGGAGGACACCGAGGCCCAGGCAGGGGUGCUCGCCCCCCCUGCUCCAUCUUGUUGCCGCUCGAAGAUUUGGGAUGCUGAAAGCUGCUUGGCCCUUUGCUGCCAGUGUGUGGUCGGACCUAAAGCGAUUUCUGUACAAGAAGUUACCGAGUGUUGAAGGGCUCCAUGCUAUUGUUGUGUCAGAUAGAGAUGGAGUACCUGUUAUUAAAGUGGCCAAUGACAAUGCUCCAGAGCAUGCUUUGAGACCUGGAUUCUUAUCUACAUUUGCCCUAGCAACAGACCAGGGGAGCAAGCUUGGACUUUCAAAAAAUAAAAGCAUCAUCUGUUACUAUAACACCUAUCAGGUGGUUCAGUUCAAUCGUUUACCUCUGGUGGUGAGUUUUAUAGCCAGCAGCAAUGCCAACACAGGACUAAUUGUCAGCCUGGAAAAGGAACUUGCUCCAUUAUUUGAAGAAUUGAUAAAAGUUGUGGAAGUGUCGUAGUUUGUCAGUGGUCUGGUCUUGUCUUCAUUAUAACAACCAAUUCCAGUCCAGCAAUCUUUAGACCACAGUAAUGCUUUCACCUAUGUACUCAAGAAUGGGCCGCUGUCCACUUUACACUAAAGAAGAGCCUGUCGACACGAUUGUAGAGAGAUGAGUUGUUAUACUCUCUGUGUAAGGACCCUUCUUUAGCGAGGUCUGCAAAUGCCAUAAUAGUCCUGUCUGUUACAGCUCCCAUGGAGGCCCCUGGCAGGACUGGGAUUGCAUCCAGUGGGUCACAGUCAAAGCAGUAUGUUGACCCACGGGAGCCGUGAUCCUGCUGUACAGUGCUCUUAGCUCAGAAAGAAUUCCGCAAACCCUUGUGAUUGUGAAUAAUGAGAACCUGUUUUUCUUCAGAUUGUUUUAUUUCUUGCAUUGAGUAUGAGGAAUAUAAAAUGAUUUAGUUAAAAAUAAAGUCAAUACAAUCACUAACUUUUCUUUGUAUAUAUUAUUUUAUGGUAUAGACAAGUAUUACUAAUUGAUUUAAUUCUCAGUAUGCUGCUCUUCAGUGAAAGGAAAAUUACAGCUUACAUUUUUUCCUCCUACUCUGUCUUACAGUGUUUUAAUGUUUGUGUGUUCUUUAUAAAUUUAAAUGACUUGUGAUUGAAUUGUUUUCAAUAUUAGUAUGUAUAUAAACAUGGUAGUAUGGCCAUUUUUUCACAUGAGUAUAAAUAAAAUAGUAUUUUUGAAAAAUAUAA
Jaculus jaculus (lesser Egyptian jerboa) is the source of this 1342-nucleotide messenger RNA. RefSeq names its product late endosomal/lysosomal adaptor, MAPK and MTOR activator 3 (gene Lamtor3). Gene Ontology annotation, cellular component: Ragulator complex. Gene Ontology annotation, biological process: cellular response to amino acid stimulus; positive regulation of TOR signaling. The record is from RefSeq and is a predicted model, not a curated record. The coding region runs from base 201 to 608 and encodes 135 amino acids. NCBI's taxonomy places the organism in Eukaryota, Metazoa, Chordata, Mammalia, Rodentia, Dipodidae. The transcript has 6 exons.